CGAGACUAUCAAGGAGGGAGAAGAUGAGAGGCAAAUUUCGCUUUUUUUCAUCAGAAACGGAAGAAAAAAACAAGGAAUUGUGUCAUGUUUGAGGAUGACAGAUAUAGAAUAAAGAUUUCGUUUUUGUACAUACUAUGCGUUUCUUGUGUGAUGCUGCACCGGUGCUGGAGGUGUCAGUAGGAUUUCGCAAUAUGUUACAAUUUUGGGUGUAUAGGGAAUAUUAUGCCGGACGUUAUCUAUUUGCAAUGGAUCAUUGUAAAAAUUAGACGCCAGGGUUUGGAACUGGAUUGAUUUCUUGACACAACAACUUGGGGAAAAUUCUUCCCAUCACCAUGUUGCAAACGAGGUAGGUGACAUUGUUUGGGGGAUAGCCUAUAUUGCAGAGGUGAAAAACCCAUCUGAGAUCGCUUUUGUCUCCCCCCUAAAAUAUGAUCAGGGGUGCUUGGAUGUUUCGAAGGGAAGAUGACGCUGUGUUAAAAAUCUGUUGUGCACCCAAACAAAACGACAAACCCUGUGCCGAUUCCGAGAGGGUACAGAAAUGGCGAAUGUCUUUGGCAUCCCUAUUAUUUUUCACUGUCCUUCUCUCUGAUCACCUCUGGUUGUGUGCUGGAGUUAAACUGAGGUCCAAGGAUAGGAGCAACCGCAAAAUCUGGAGUAACGCGACUGACGGGGUCCACCCGGCUCAAAAUGAGGAGAAAUUUGGUAUUUUUCUAAGCAAUUUCACCAAAUCCGCUGCUCCAAGUCCUCAUUGCACUGAUUCUCAAAGCCACCACACUCACCUGGAGUCAGCCUGCACCACGUUGUAUCAGCAAAAAAAUGGCUUUGGGUCCUCUUUCUCAACUCCAUCAACGUUCUCGUCACAGAUGUUACUUGAUUAUUUUAGGAAUUUCAGCCUUUCUUUUUGUGAUUCUUACACCAUCUCCGACUUACUGUUGGGGAUGUCAAGCCCAGACAGUUUGAAUUGCAGUCUUCAGAACAUGGUUUUGGAUUUGUUUAGAGGCGGUGGGGAUGACGAGGAUGUCUGCAGCAUCUGUAUCCAGGCGUACAUGCGGCUGGACCAACACGCUCAGGAAAAAUAUGAAGAGUUUGACUUCUUCUUUCUCAAGUAUUUAUCGGAGGAUUAUUCCGUCCGAUCCCACACAGAAGACUGUAAGUCAGUCUACAAAGCCUGGUUAUGCUCAGAAUACUUCAACGCCACCCAGAGCCAGUGUCAACACAGGAUUCCCUGCAAGCAAUAUUGUCUGGAGGUCCAGACCAUGUGCCCCUUUGUGUUACCAGACAAUGACGACUUGGUCUACGGAGGACUAUCCAGUUUCAUCUGUACAGGGCUACUAGAAAACCAUUUAACCAAUGCAGACCCAGAGUGUUGUGAUGUCAGAUGGAGUGGCUGCGACCCCUCUGUGGGGGCGGCGUGCGCCCUGACACAGCUUCCAGGGUCGUCGUCAUGGCAGCGGCGCAGCUCCCCGCCCGUGUCAGCUGCAUCGCGGCUGUGCAGCAGCAGACUAAGACUGUGUGUUCUGGUCCUCAUCCUGCUGCACACUGUCGUCUCCUUCUCCACUGUCCAGAGCAGUGGCGCUGUGGGCCUGGAGGCCAUGGUACCCCUGCCCCUGGAGGAGAGCUCUGCCCGAGAGGAGUGACUGAUUAUGAACAAGAGUUUCUACUGUUCCCUGCCUCCAGUCUACAGAGACCCCUUCCUUCACAGUACCUGAGGAGUGAGGCGUUUAUAACCCUCUCUCUCCAUCCAGUCCCCUCCCAUCAGCAAUGAGGAGGUUAUACACCGUUCCAGGGCAGGCUACAGGUCGGUAUACCUCCUCACCCUCCACCACACCGGAGGAGUGGCGAAGCAUGGGCCCUCCCCUACCUCGACACAGAGAGGUAUGGAGGUGGAUGAGGUUUCGAAACUGAGAACCAGACAUGUCUCACAUGUAAGGAGGACAUGAAAGGGCAUAGGGAAAGAGAGGCGGGUCUCCUAUCAUCCCAGGGUCCAGAGGAAGCGUCGAUUUUAUAACUGAAAGAGGUACUGUAUGCUGUUUCUGAGAAGGUUUUGGGUACAAAUGGCCUUUUUCAAGUUUUAUCACUACUCUAUUUAAUGAGUUGAGUGAUGUUUUUGGGGAUUUACGUAUGACGUUGGGUGUUGAGUUUGUGAACUGCACAGUGGGGAAAAUGAUGAGUUGCAGGCUCGUAUGCUAUUUUUUUUUAUCUGGAUGUGUGUGUGUGUGUGUGUGUGUGUGUGUGUGUGUGUGUGUGUGUGUGUGUGUGUGUGUGUGUGUGUGUGUGUGUGUGUGUGUGUGUGUGUGUGUGUGUGUGUGUGUGUGUGUGUGUGUGUGUGUGUGUGUGUGUGUGUGUGUGUGUGUGUGUGUGUGUGUGUGAAUACAGCGAAGAAGUCAGCAAUAUAAUGUAUAUGACCCAACACAAAUCAGAUGACCAUUACAUCUUCCAAGCUAACAGAAUACGCACAACAAAUACUUUGUUUGGCUCAGAGUAAAUAUUAUUCUUAUUCUCAGUACCACUACCCUCAUUAUCAUCCACCAAGUAGAAUCAGUUCACGCAAGUAUUGGAUUACAGAUCCUAAUCAAAGGUAAACCAUGUUGUUUUUGAUAGAUGUCAGAAGUACACUACUAAUGCUGUGGAGGAACAUGUGUUUAUGCAAAGCUGAUUGAAACGAGUUGAAACCCCCACUGGGUCUCUAAUCGCUUACAGAAGGCACAUGAUUGUGCAAUGGAAGACUGUCUGUAUUAUAACUACACCAAUCAUUUCUUACUCAUAAAACAGACAAUUUACCACGUAUUACACAUAACAAAGACCCAGAGUGAUAAUUGGAGCAGAAUGUUAUCAUGGCUGAAUGUUUAAGAAAUGUUCAAGAUGUGAAUGCAUCGUGUCAUCAAAAAACUGAGGCAUGUGUGUAUGCCCUCAAUGUCUUCUUGUGUGUUCAUUACAUUCAUGGUAAAAUACAGUGAUUACAGUAAUUUGGAAAGAACCAAAACUUUAUAAAUAUACUUCUAAAUAUUAGAGAUAUAGAAAAAGAUCCACCUUGAUUUAUUCAUAGGCAAUCUGUUGGGAAGCGGAUUUGUUAUUUGUAAAGACAAGCUAGAGCAUGAUUAUAUAAAUGGUUCUCAUAUGUUUCUGAUUUCUUGGAUUGAAUACUUCUGACCUCUCUUUUCCUGGCAUAAUUUGUGUAUUAUUCUUACAAAUAGUUGGUAAAAUUUGGGCUUGUAUUUGGGAAGCUGAAAUAAAAUACCUGUCUUCCAAUGUGACAAAUUGAUUCACAAACAGGAAUUGUGAAUCAUUUUUUAUCUUACAAAGUAUUCCUGGGUUCACCUCCCAAACAGAUACUAUAUGUGACCUUGGUCUACCAGAAUACAGGCAUAUUGUUUAUGUCCUAACAAAACUAUCUUAACUAUUUUACUAUUGAAAAACUAUAUCAUAGCACAGGUUUUUACAGAGUAUUGUAUACAGUAUGUAUAUGAAUUUAACUUGGAUUUGAAUAUUUGAGCAUUUUAGUAAUAUAAACAAAUCAGAGAUCUAUGAGAUGCAUGAGAUUCAGAUUAUUUAUUUAUCUAAAAUAAAAUAUAUUAUGAACUUGGUGGUUCGAGCCCUGAUGGCUGAUUGGUUGAAAGCCGUGGUAUAUCAGACUGUAUACCACAAAAUGCCCCCAAAAAUAUUUGUACUGUUCUAAUUACGUUGGUAACCAGUUUAUAAUAGCAAUAAGGCAACUCUGGCGUUUGUGGUACAUGGCCAAUAUACCACGGCUAUAUCCAGGCCCUAAGAACAGCCCUUAGCCAAUAUAUAUUGGCUAUAUACCACACCCCCUCGUGCCUUAUUGCUUAAUUAUAUCACUGUAGCCUUUAAUGCCCACAAUGAAUUAGUAAGAACUAACCUCAUGUCAGUCUGAUAAACUGCUCGUUUCUUUUGCUAAAAGUGCAAUAUUUUGUUUUUGACAGCCUGUGUUGUUUCAUUUAAUAUCUAACGGACAUUGUCAGCAUGCUGAUUAUAAACUGGUUUAAGAUGCCAAACACUCUAAAAGAGACAACCAUGUUGAUAACUGCAACUAUGGAUUGGAAAUCUUGCCUGCCUUAUAUGACUAACGUGUGUAACAUUGUAUGGUCUCUCCAUUUCCAAAAAGGUCACUUGUACCCUUCUCUCUCCUAUGUCAGUCAUCGCUGUUGCUUAUCCGUUAGAAUGUAAAGGAAUGGUACCUCCAUCAGAGAAGGGAAAAGGGGUAUAGAUCUACACUGGUGUCCUAAGCCUGUAUGCUGUGAGGGGACUACUUCUUAUGCCAUUUUAUACACUGUGCUUUAAUGUUUAGAACUUUUUGCACUAGUUCUAAUAACUUUUUUUUUCCUGAGAUUUGUUUUAAAACUGUGCUUAUUAAUUCCGUUCUAAAACAAAUAUUAUCCCAUAUCUGUGUUUCUAGUUGUAUAUGUAAUCUGUUUUCUGUUUCUAUUGUAUUUUGGGCGGAGCAGUG
Molecule: messenger RNA, 4465 nt
Organism: Oncorhynchus gorbuscha (pink salmon)
Lineage: Eukaryota; Metazoa; Chordata; Actinopteri; Salmoniformes; Salmonidae
Product: transmembrane protein FAM155B-like
Exons: 3
Coding region: 429-1637 (402 amino acids)
Biological process (GO): calcium ion import across plasma membrane
Cellular component (GO): plasma membrane
Molecular function (GO): stretch-activated, monoatomic cation-selective, calcium channel activity
Source: RefSeq, a predicted model, not a curated record